AUGGACGCGUUCCAGCAUCAGCUACUCACUCUUAUUGGGGGUCUGAUCUGUUUCUGUGUUCUGGUAAAAUGCAUCAGAUUUAUGAAAUACAUUUUCCCACAUACGUGGAGUGCUGUGCCUCAGACUUUCUUUCGGUCGAUGGGAGAAUGGGCAGUGGUCACGGGAGCAGGAGAAGGGCUCGGAAGAGCAUAUUCCUUCGAGCUGGCAAAACGUGGAUUAAAUGUAGUUAUGAUAAGCAGAACUCUUGAAAAACUGCAGAGAGUGGCCUCUGAAGUUGAGCAAACCACAGGUCAAAAGGUGAAGGUUAUAGAAGCUGAUUUCACUAAAAAUUCAGUAUACAAGAACAUUGAAGAAAACCUGCAAGGCUUGGAUAUUGGUGUUCUAGUUAACAAUGUUGGAAUGCUUCAUAAUCCUCUUCCGUGCCGUUUCCUUAAUGGAUCAGACAUAGAUGAGAGCCUUGUCAACUGCAACAUUAUUUCUGUUACAAAGAUGACAAAAAUGAUUUUGAAACAAAUGGAGUCAAGACGGAAAGGUCUUAUUCUGAAUCUGUCCUCUGGUCUGGGUACUUUCCCUUGUCCACUAUACACAAUGUACUCAGCUUCUAAGGCUUUUAUAAGCACUUUCUCCAAAGCACUACAGGCAGAAUAUAAGGCAAAGGGAAUUAUUAUACAGGUAGUGACUCCUUAUGGUGUUUCUACUCCAAUGACAAGGUACCAAAAACCUGGUUUUAUUACAAAGACAGCAGAAGAGUUUGUGAGCGAAUCACUGGAAUAUGUCACAUUUGGAGAUGAAGUUUUUGGAUGUUUAGCCCAUGAAAUGCUGGCACGUGUCCUGCAGUUUGUCCCUUUAUGGGUAUUCCACAGCAACAGAUUUCAAGAAGCAGUCUUGCACUCAUUUACCAGUUAUCUAAAGAAGAGGUGGAGGAACCCAAAUCCUUAACAGUCAUUUUUCUGGAAGAAGUGCAAUGCAGAACCCCAGCACAAUGUAUUUUGCUGUGUCUCUGUGUGUGAAUGUAGAAGGAAUCAAUCAGCUUGAGCCAUAACUCCAUUCAAAUCACCUGUCAAGUGAUAAGUGAUUAUUUGAUCCAAUGAAUCUAUUAAGUAUAUUCAUUCCUGUCCUUUUGCAAAGACUUUAAAAUUUGCUAGAGCUGUUCCAAUGACUUCUGUAAGCUUUAUAUAGAUACUUAGAAAUUUAUGCUACUAUUUUCACAUUAG
Molecule: messenger RNA, 1214 nt
Organism: Strigops habroptila (Kakapo)
Lineage: Eukaryota; Metazoa; Chordata; Aves; Psittaciformes; Psittacidae
Gene: HSD17B3
Product: hydroxysteroid 17-beta dehydrogenase 3
Exons: 11
Coding region: 1-939 (312 amino acids)
Cellular component (GO): endoplasmic reticulum
Molecular function (GO): oxidoreductase activity
Source: RefSeq, a predicted model, not a curated record